Penicillium soppii is the source of this 357-nucleotide messenger RNA. RefSeq lists its product as uncharacterized. The transcript is spliced from 3 exons. The coding region runs from base 1 to 357 and encodes 118 amino acids. Lineage: Eukaryota; Fungi; Ascomycota; Eurotiomycetes; Eurotiales; Aspergillaceae. The record is from RefSeq and is a predicted model, not a curated record.
AUGGCUGCAGGGUGGGAAGGCGCUCCUGGUUUCGCGGUUCCUGCAACGCUGCGAGAUCGCCGUGUGCUGCGCAUUCAUCUUUUUGCCAUCACCAACGCCUCGCCCAUGGGAAGUGGCAUUCGCAAUCUCCAGCUGAUGCCCGCGAGCUCCCUCUGUACUCUCCUUAGUGGAACCCUCCUCAAAUACGCAAAGGGCCACUUCCAGCUCUUCCUGGUGGUAGGAUCCGCCGUCCUGACCACCGGCGAAGGCAUGCUGCACAUGAUAGGCCUUAAUCCUUCCACCGGACAGUACAUUAGGUACCAGAUCCUGGUGGGUGUGGGCGUGGGACUGAGUAUUCAGGUUCCCGUAAUGGCAUGA